UCGUCAAGGAAGUGCUCCGGUUAAUUCCUUCCGACUUGACCGCGGUGUGUCAGUCACCAUGGUGGCAUACAACAGUGCUGAACGGCGGCGGACCUAUCCUCACUUUUAGAUCCAUUUUCUCAAAGAGGAAAAGGACACUAGAAUGGGGUUUCUCAGCGAGCGCACCGGGCUCUGCCUCUCACAAUGGACGCCAGGCUGUCGCUGACGGGAUAACAGUUCGCGUUCAGGUCACUUUUUAUUGUUCGCUCGCUGGGUCCUGCGUGGAAUUUCUUUCCGUCGCUAGCAGAAUGCCGAAGAGACAAGGAACGGCUUUGAUGAACACUGGCUCGCAUAAAGGGACAGGCUUUUUCGCAUUAAGAAAAUAACUCAGAGAGACAGUUUGAGCAUUUAUUUGAAGAAAAGGUGGAAGUUUUCUCCUGGUGCGUGCUGCUCUGCUGGGCACCGGCGGUUGGCGGCCCCGUUCCUGAGGCUCGGGCAGUGGAAAGACGGACACCCCCGAGGAGACUACUCGCCUGUCUGGCUCCAGUCGUGGCCUGGCUUCGGGCACUCCCAGCUUAUCCGCUAGCGUCGGAGCACAGGCGACAGGAAUAAAGCAAGACAAUAGAGGGAGGCUUCGUUUGUAUAUAUCCGCACCCUUGGAUAUUUAUACGCAUUUUUCGCAAAGGAUAAGGAAUCCAAUUUCCUCCAGACGGCGUCUUCCAAAACAAUGGCGUCUUAUGUGGAUAACAGCUUUCGGCAGGCUGUGAUGAUGAAUCCGGCUGAAAGGACGCAACAGGACCUGGAGAUCGUCUACUCUUAUCUACACGGGAUGGAGGCUCUGUCCAACCUGCGCGAGCACCAGCUGAGGAUAAUGUGUGAGACGGUGCGCUAUGAGAGACACGAAGCCAACGAAGUGCUAUACUACCCUGACGACAUUGGAAGCUGCUGGUACAUCCUGCUGUCUGGCUCAGUUUUCAUCAAGGAGUCCAUGUUCCUUCCCAGAAGCAGUUUUGGGAAGCGAUCUGCAGGAAGCCUGCGACGCGGAUGUGAGUGCAUCGUGCUGGAACCUUCAGAGAUGAUUGUGGUGGACUAUAUGGAUGAAAAUGAGGAGUACUUCCAGCGGCAAGCCUCGCACAGACAGUCCCGCCGGCGCUUUCGGAAGAUCAACCAGAAAGGGGAGCGGCAGACGAUCAUCGACACCGUGGAUCCGUACCCCACCGGGAAGCCGCCCAUAGCCCGGGUGUACCACACGGAAUGCAAUAAACCUCAGCUCCCCGCAGACUUCAGCAGACUUCACCUGGCCGACGGCUUACACCCACAGGUGACCCACGUCUCCUCCAGCCACUCAGGAUGUAGUAUCACCAGCGACUCUGGAAGCAGCAGCCUGUCAGACAUUUACCAGGCCACAGAGAACGAACCAGGUGACAUGGACCUGAGUGGCCUGCCAGAGACCGCCGUCGACUCCGAGGAGGACGACGAUGAGGAAGACAUCGAGCGAGCGUCUGACCCCCUCAUGAGCCGGGACAUUGUGCGGGACUGCCUGGAGAAGGACCCCAUGGACAGGACUGACGAUGACAUAGAACAAUUACUGGAGUUCAUGCAUCAACUGCCGGCAUUUGCCAACAUGACCAUGUCGGUGAGGAGGGAACUGUGCGCCGUCAUGGUUUUCGCUGUGGUGGAGCGUGCCGGCACUAUCGUGCUCAACGAUGGAGAGGAGCUGGACUCAUGGUCAGUGAUCCUCAACGGUUCGGUGGAGGUGACGUACCCCGAAAGCCGGACGGAGAUCCUGUGUAUGGGGAACAGUUUUGGGGUGUCGCCAACCAUGGAGAAGGAGUAUAUGAAAGGUGUCAUGAAGACCAAGGUGGACGACUGCCAGUUUGUUUGUAUAGCCCAGCAGGACUACUGCUGCAUCCUCAACCAGGUAGAGAAGAACAUGCAGAAGGUUGAGGAGGAAGGAGAGAUCGUAAUGGUGAAGGAACACCGUGAACUGGAUCGCACCGGCACCAGGAAAGGACACAUCGUCAUCAAGGGCACAUCGGAGCGUCUCACCAUGCACCUAGUGGAGGAGCAUUCAGUGGUGGACCCCACCUACAUCGAGGACUUCCUGUUGACGUACAGGACCUUCCUCUCCAGCCCCAUGGUCGUGGGCAAGAAGCUCCUGGAGUGGUUCCACGACCCCAGUCUCAGGGACAAGGUUACACGGGUAGUCUUGCUGUGGGUAAACAAUCACUUCAACGACUUUGAGGGCGACCCUGCCAUGACUCACUUUUUGGAAGAAUUUGAAAACAAUCUUGAGAAAGAAAAAAUGUGUGGGCACCUCAGACUGUUAAAUAUAGCAUGUGCUGCUAAAGCUAAGCCGCGGCUGGUGACGCUGACCAAGCCGUCCAGGGACUCUCCGCUGGCGUUCAGCCUGCUCGGAGGUCAGGAGAAAGGUUUCCGCAUCUUUAUCGAUGCCGUGGAGCCAGGGAGCAAGGCAGCAGAAGCUGGCCUUAAGCGUGGAGAUCAGAUCUUGGAGGUCAAUGGGCAGAAUUUUGAAAAUGUCCAGCUCUGCAAAGCCAAUGAGAUUCUGAAGAACAAUACCCACUUGUCCAUAACUGUGAAGACAAACCUUUUAGUGUUCAAAGAGCUGCUAACGAGGCCGGAACAGGACCACGACUUGGAGGUUGAAGAGGAGCAUGACAGGAAGAACGGGGCGCCCCACCUGCCAAAGAUCGGUGACAUUAAGAAAGCCAGCCGCUACUCUAUCCCUGACUUGGCGGUGGACGUGGAGCAGGUGAUGGGCCUGGAGAAGGUCAGCAAGAAGGCCAAGAGCAACUCAGUCGGAGGACGCAACAAGCUGAAGAAGAUCUUUGACAAGACGCUCACCAGCAUCCUGCCCCCAAAACCAUACAAUGACGUUUGCGUGGGCCAAUCGCAGGACGACAGCAUUGUGGGGAUGAAGCAGUCCAAACAGAUCCCACCAGCUCUGCCGGUCAGUGGAAACCUCUCGUCGUCGAAUCCAGACCUUCUGCAGUCUCACCACCGCAUCCUCGACUUCAACAACCAGCCUGUCCCAGUCAUACCGAAUAUGUCAGACCAGGUAUUACGAGUCUUCAAGGCGGACCAGCAGUCCCGGUACAUCAUGAUCGGGAAGGACACGACGGCCAAGGAGGUGGUGAUCCAGGCCAUCAGAGAGUUUGCCCUGACUGCAGCACCAGAGGCUUAUUCACUAUGUGAGGUGUCUGUCACACCGGAGGGCGUCAUUAAACAGAGGCGGUUACCAGAUCAGCUUUCUAAACUAGCUGACAGGAUUCAGCUCAGCGGCAGAUACUACCUGAAGAGCAACAUGGAGACAGAGACGUUAUGCUCUGAUGAGGAUGCUCAGGAUCUCCUCCGAGAAGGCCAGAUCUCCUUGUUGCAGCUCAGCACUGUGGAGGUGGCCACUCAGCUCUCCAUGCGAGCCUUCGAACUCUUCUGCGCCAUCGAGCCCACCGAAUACAUCGACGACCUGUUCAAGCUGCGCUCCAAGACCGGAUCGGCCAGCCUCAAGCGCUUCGAGGAGGCCAUCAACCACGAGACCUUCUGGGUGGCCUCGGAGGUCACACGGGAGCCCAACCAGCUCAAACGCAUGAAGAUCAUCAAGCACUUCAUCAAGAUCGCCCUGCACUGCCGCGAGUGCAAGAACUUCAACUCCAUGUUCGCCAUUAUCAGCGGUCUCAACUUGGCUCCAGUCUCCAGACUCAGGGGAACAUGGGAGAAGUUACCCAGCAAGUAUGAGAAGCUGUUCGGGGACCUGCAGGACCUCUUCGACCCCUCCAGGAACAUGGCCAAGUACAGGAAUGUCCUCAACAAUCAGAACCUCCAGCCACCAAUCAUCCCCCUGUUCCCCGUCAUCAAGAAGGACCUCACCUUCCUACAUGAAGGCAACGACUCCAAAGUGGACGGCCUGGUGAACUUUGAGAAGCUGAGGAUGAUUGCCAAAGAAAUUCGCCACGUCGGUCGCAUGGCGUCGGUCAACAUGGACCCAGCCCUCAUGUUCCGAACCAGGAAGAAGAAGUGGAGGAGUUUAGGGUCUCUAAGUCAGGGUAGUGCCAAUGCGGCCGUGCUCGACGUCACCCAGACGGGUGGGCACAAGAAGCGGGUGCGACGCAGCUCCUUCCUGAACGCCAAAAAGCUUUACGAGGACGCGCAGAUGGCCAGGAAGGUCAAACAGUACCUGUCCAACCUCAGCCUGGAAACCAACGAGGAGAGUCUGCAGACGCUCUCGCUACAGUGCGAGCCCUCUAUUAGCACAUUGCCCAAGAACGCUGGUGGGAAGCGACCAGACACCUCUCCAGUUGUGUCCAGAGCUGCCAGUCAACAAAGGGGCCAGUUGGCCAAAGGAAAUCAGGCCCUCCAGGUCCCCGCUGUGGCUCUUUACCCAUCCCGAAAGAAAGUGCCAGUUAAGGAUCUGCCACCAUUUGGCACCAGUUCCCCCCAGUCCCUUAAGAAGAUCCUGUCUCUGUCGGAGGAGGGGAACGAAAGGCACCGGAGGCAGCCAGAGGACACUGUGUCCAACGCCUCCUCCCAACUCUCCUCCCCUCCCACCUCCCCCCAGAGCUCGCCCAAGAAGGGUUACAACAGGAUGGGAGACGCCUACUCAGACUCCGGUCACAGUGAGAUCUCCUCUCGCUCUAGUCUUGUUAGUAAUUCGUCUUUCGACAUGGCCCAGGAGGAGAGGAGACUCCGUCACUCCGGAGGAGUCGGGGAGUCUCACAUUGGAGGACCACGGCUGGAACGAAGAGCCACGACCGACCCCGAUCAGUACAGUCUGGGGUCAUAUUCGUCGAUGCAGGACUGUCGGGGCAUUUAUGCCGGCUGCCCCACUGUGCUCUCCUCGCCCAGUUCUGAGGAACUGACUCAGGACCAGGGCGACCGCGUCUCCCUCGAUGCUGCAGACAGCGGCCGCGGCUCCUGGACGUCCUGCUCCUCUGGAUCUCACGACAACAUCCAGACCAUGCAGCAGGGCCGUAGCUGGGAGACCCUGGCAGGCAGCAUUGGAGGGCUUCCUCCUGGGGGACCAGAGGCCUUAUUAGGGAGUCCUGCUGCACUGUGGGCAGCGCAGGCCAGGGGGAGCUGGGCGUCUGCCAGCUCCUCCUCAUCCUCAGCAGCGUACUGGGGAGAGGACUCUGAGGGAGAUACCGGCACAAUCAAGAGGAGGGGAGGAAAGGAUGUCAACGCGGACCCGGAAACAAGUAGCAUCACAUCCACCGGGUCAGAGGAAGCUAAGCAGCUCAGCCGGCCAUCUCCGUCACCCAUCACAGCCGGCGGUAAAGGCCUCAUCUCACGCAAAGAGGGCCGUUACCGUGAGCCUCCCCCGACUCCCCCCGGCUACACCGCUCUGACCAUCUCUGACCUUGCUGAAGGGCAGCACCCAGCGCCGCCUGUCCCCACGUCCACGGCCACCCACCCGGGCCGCCGGCCGCCAGACUACACCACGGCCCUGCAGCGCUCGCGCAUGGUCACCCAGUCGCCCGACUCCCACCAGGCCCACCAGGGGGCAAAACAGCGGGCGGGUGGCCUCCACCGCACUCGCUCUCCGGCCGAGGAGCAAGAGCCCGAGGAGGAAGAGGAGGGUGAGUCCUUGUCUUCCAAACUAGUCGCUCUGAGGAAGCCAGUGGCACACCAUACACCUGAGACUCCCAGACCAUGAGAGUGUGUGUACGGGGGUUAACAGGCAGGGCCCCUCUCCCCAAGGCAGAGGAUGAACAGGUGUCAGCGGUCUGAGGGACAGCAGCGGACGUCUUUUUGCAGUAACUUGAAGUGCCCCCUGGCUGGAGGCGGGCAGGAUCAAAGAGACAGACCAAUAGACUCAUCAUCAGUAACGUACGUGCCUGCCUCCUCCUCUCGGCGGACUCCUCUGCUCGUCUCCCUCCCCUGCCUUAAAGCAUCAUGGGGGGUUGAAUGACCCUGCAUGCAAAAAAUACUGUGAAGAAGAGAUGGAGAGAAGGUCAAAGACAAUAACAAAAUGCCUGGCACUUUGGAGAAAAAAAUAAAAUAAAAAAAGACUACGGAAACCUAAUCUAACUGGCACCAGAGGUGGUGUCGACCCGGCUACAAACACUCAAAACCACAUAGAUGUCGCUGUUAGAAACCGGCUCCUGAGACUGAUCCCCCCUCCCAUCCCACUCCCACACAGUGACAAUACCACACCUGUUAACACAACAGCAUCAUGACGUUGUUGAGCUCCAUCUGCACUUUCUCAGUUUCUAAACACAGAACAACUAAAAACAGACUCUUGUUAAAGACGGAGAGAAACAGUGGUUGACUUGACUCUUAAUUUUCAACUUCCCUCUAGAUUUUUCUUUUCUUUUUUUUGUUUUGUUUUGUUUUGUUUUUGUUUUUGUUUGACUGAUUGCACUCUGGGGGCCCAAAAGAGAAGUCAGCCCACCGUUUCUCUGCCUGGACUGAAACAACCCAUCUGUUGUCGAGUGUUUGAACUCCAGUAUUAUCUCAUGAUCCCGCGUGAAAGCUCGUCAGCUUGUUGGUUUGAAUCGAGGAGCUGUGGGGAGAGAACCAACAUGCACAGCGUACUGACAAGCCUACGCACAGUACAUGCGAAAUAACACAGUUCAAUUUCUAAAACUAGCACUUUCAGCACAAUCCUAGAUGUUACCAGACCUGGACACCAGGGUAUGAGUGAACCAUAUCGUACUGUCAUCCCACCUCAGAGCUUGUCUGGUCAUAUCUUUGACUGCAUCGAGCGCGUACUGUUUUGACCUGUAGGUGUAAUCAAAAAGCACAGAGGAGAUUGACCACCCACUGAAAAUCAUCUCCAUCAUAUUGGUCUCUGCGCUGCGUCAGAGGUACACGAGCUAGUUAAUCUGCGAGCAGCAAGACGCGCCUCUUUAUUUUGAUGCGAAGGGAUCAACAGACCAGCAGCGGUGGCAAACAUCAGCAGAUAUCAGACCAAUGUAUAAAUUCUAAGUGUACCUCUAUCUCUCUAGCUAUUUAUCUAUCUACCUUUACAAAAUAAUCUUGUACAGAGUCUUAUAAUACACCUAUUUCCCUUCAAAAUAAAAGCAUCCGCUAAUUGAGAUCCGGCUCUUUUUCUCCCAACGUGAACGUACAUGUGGUGAAUGUCCAAAGCGCCUUACGAUGCCAUGGUUGCAUACAUUUCUUUAUGUUCCCAGUGCGAAUCACCUUGUUUCAAGAGUAGUCUUGAAUCAAGCAAUAGUGGAGCGAAAUGCCUUAUUCAAGAUACUUCCCCUGACUUUUUUUAAAAGGAAAAAAAAAAAAAAACAUGUUAAGACUCAGUACAAGAUGAGUGUUUUCUUUCUUUCUUCGUGGCUCCAGACGGUGUCCUCCGGCUGUGGCCACUGUGUGGAACAGUAGAUCUUUUUGUCUACUCCCUCUGCUGUUAUGCUACUGGAUUCAUCCUCAGAAACUAUUCUUGCCUGUUACAGACAUCAGCUCAGUGGAUGCUGUAUGUAUAUCGCUAAUGCCUGCGUCCAGUUUUUCACCAUAUCUCUCCAUCGAUGGAAGUGACUGAAGUUUUUUUUUUCUUUUGUUUUUCUCGGACUCCGGUGGGGAAGUUGAAAUAUGAAGUUGUUUUUUUUUGUUGUUGUUGUUUGUUUUUAAGGCUGCCAAUCAGAAUGAUUAAAAAAAAAAAAACAAUAAUUAUAAUCAAUUGUGAACUUUUCAGUUUUCUUCAAUCACUGAGUCGUGCUGAUCACAUUGAUCAGUCUCAGAAACUUACAGACUGAGGAAGAAGAACGAGUGCAGUGUUUUCCACUGUGUUCUGUGACUACACACUAAUAAUUUCUCUCUUUUUUUUGUUAUUGUAAUUUUUUGUAAUGGCUGCAGAUAGAUUGUUAAUAAUUUGUUUGUAAUACAGUGGUGACAUGCAUCAUUCACUCUCAUUCAACUCUGAAGAUAAUGUGCAUAGUAGUGGGCCGAGUCCUAUUUCGAAAAACAAAAAGUUGCACAAAAAUGUACAAGCGUAAAGAUAAGUGUAGUAGGUAGAACUGCUACUCCGUUUGGUGUGUGAUGUCAGUAAGAAAUGUACAUUUAGCUGGUGAUGACCUUCUUUUCUUCAUUCUUUCUUGUACUACUUUGACCUGUAUGUCUUUUAAAAAGACAAUUGGUGGAGUAUGUAUCAGUUGUUUUUGUAUUUUUAAUACAAUAAUUGUAAAUAUUGGUUAUAUUUUUGUUCAAAUGUACUAUGUUUAUGCCUCAACAUCCAGUUUAUAUGAAGCUGGGAUUCAAUAAAUACUGCAUAAAGAAUCAACACCUAGGUUUAAACGCACUUAUUCAUUUCAAUGUCUUUGUUUUCCUGUAUUCUUUCUGACAUUUUUUUCCCCUCAAGAUGCCGUCUAGUGUUUGCACAAGUCAUGGAAGCAACUUGAAAAGUGUAACGCUCAUACUUUUCUAUCUGACCGCAGUGUGUCAGACUUAAUAAAAAAGCGAUAUUGAA
Molecule: messenger RNA, 8413 nt
Organism: Mugil cephalus (flathead mullet)
Lineage: Eukaryota; Metazoa; Chordata; Actinopteri; Mugiliformes; Mugilidae
Gene: rapgef2b
Product: Rap guanine nucleotide exchange factor 2b
Exons: 31
Coding region: 707-5650 (1647 amino acids)
Biological process (GO): positive regulation of ERK1 and ERK2 cascade; small GTPase-mediated signal transduction
Molecular function (GO): guanyl-nucleotide exchange factor activity; protein binding
Source: RefSeq, a predicted model, not a curated record